Messenger RNA from Lotus japonicus, 807 nucleotides. RefSeq names its product heavy metal-associated isoprenylated plant protein 24-like. The record is from RefSeq and is a predicted model, not a curated record. The transcript is spliced from 7 exons. Gene Ontology annotation, molecular function: metal ion binding. NCBI's taxonomy places the organism in Eukaryota, Viridiplantae, Streptophyta, Magnoliopsida, Fabales, Fabaceae. The coding region runs from base 245 to 613 and encodes 122 amino acids.
CAUCCAGGGACCACGAGCGUCAUUUUGAAAGUUUAGGAACGAAGUUGAAAGCCGUGGACACAUUCAGGGACGAACUUGACUAUUUACCAGUAGAAAAUACUUUGGUAACUAAGUUUUCUUUCUAUGCUUGAUCUCUCUACAAAAUUUCUUGGCUUCCAAACGAAGCAUCAGUGAGAACUCGGCGACGCAGAACACAUCUCCUGCCUCCUGGGGUACUACAAAAAGGGCGAACCCUUGCUCAUCAAUGAAGCUUUUUCCCUUUCAUCAUUCAGGUUUUGAUUGCAGCAAGUUUGAAGCGGAAGGCACAUGGAAGAAAAGAAGAAAGAAACUUAUAUUGAGGGAAAAAAAGAGAGGGACUGCUCAAAGAAAGUGCAAACCAAUGCAUAAUGUUGAGAUCAAAGUAAGAAUGGACUGUGAAGGUUGUGAAAGAAGAGUCAGGCAUACAGUGACUUCAUUAAAAGUAACAUUAUAUCUUGUCACUGUAUAUAGGAAGGCAAACUACGAUUUUAAUCCACAUUCUACCUCUUCUGCUGGAGUGAAAUCUGUGGAGAUGGUUCGAAAGCAGAGCCAUGUUCUAGUAAGGGGUUAUGUUGAUCCAAACACGGUCUUUUAAAGAGGGUAUAGUCAUGCUGAUGUAGAAAAGUCCUGCUGGUUUUACUCUUUUGGAAGGAUUCUUCUGGAAUAUUUUGGGAUAAUGAUAGUUUAUCUGCUUUAUUGGCUCUGGAGUUACAAGCCGAUCUUCUUGUUUUGUUGAGUGAUGUUGAAGUCUUUAUAUUGGCCCUCCAAGUGAGCCACAUUCAAAGCUCA